Scomber japonicus (chub mackerel) is the source of this 778-nucleotide messenger RNA. RefSeq lists its product as uncharacterized. Gene Ontology annotation, biological process: interleukin-15-mediated signaling pathway; positive regulation of ERK1 and ERK2 cascade; T cell activation. The transcript has 3 exons. Lineage: Eukaryota; Metazoa; Chordata; Actinopteri; Scombriformes; Scombridae. The record is from RefSeq and is a predicted model, not a curated record. Gene Ontology annotation, cellular component: membrane raft; external side of plasma membrane. Gene Ontology annotation, molecular function: protein tyrosine kinase binding; MHC class II protein binding. Bases 62 to 778 code for a protein of 238 amino acids.
GAUGAUGUAUCUCUGUUAAAGAAGUACUCAAACAGACACGUCAACCGUUCACAGCAACACAAUGGUUGAAUUCAAAUGGAUUAAAAUAUCUUUAUUUCUGAUUGUGCGUCUUCAGUUUAGAACAGCAGUAACAGGACAAGAUGACUACAUCACUGUCAGAGAUGGAGAUGACGUCACUUUGCCUUGUAAAAAUGUGAUAGAGGGUCAGGACAAAUGUGACAGAACUACCUGGAUGUACAGUCAAGGACAAGGGUCACCAGAAGUAGAGCUGAUUACCCUUGGAAAUAUUAAUAACAAUGUCAACGAUAAAUCACACAGACUGAGUGUUACAGCGGACUGCUCUCUGGUUAUAACGAAUGUCACAUUUAACGAUGUUGGUCGUUACGUCUGCAAACAGUUCGACACAUCAGGACAACAACAAGGUCCAGACUCUGUGGUUUAUCCGUCUGUUGUUACCAUUGAUGAACAGAAGGAUGCUGAUGAUAAAGUGACAUUAACCUGUUCUAUGAUGACAUAUGGAGAAUGUCUAGGCAGCGUGAUGUGGCAGUUUGAGGGUAAUAGUGAUGAUUUCCGAGACGUGGGGGGGUUUGGAGUUCCCUGCAGAUCCCAUGUGAAAUUUACAGCUUCCAGUCCUGAGGAGCCCCAGUGCUGCUCAUCACCAUCCUGGAGACACUUUUCCCCCCAGGUGAACAAACUGUGGUCGUCCAGUCAAAUAGUCAGUAAUCCAGCUGGUGAUGUUAGGAUCCAGCCCUAUCACCUCAAGCUUGUCUCUCAAUAA